GCCAUUCCUCUCGCAAAUUGAGCUCUUCGCCUCUAAUACUGCUCAAAAUCUAUCUACCGUAGUCAGUGAGGCUUUCCUUGCGUAUUCAGCGCGAUUGUGCAGAGCUCGUUGCACACUCUUCUCCUACAAAAUGGCAUCCAUGACAGCCGCAACCACUUCCGCCCUGCAGGUAGGAAGCAUCAGCUCAGUGUCCAGGACCACUGUUCCCAAGUCCGCAUCCGUCAGUUUGGGAUCGUCAGCAAGUCUGAGGGGCCUGAGAUUGAGGGCUGCCCCCGCACCACGACUCCGAUCGACACAACCGUUCGCUAUCCGUGCCGAGGAUGGCUCAGGAAUCGUGGACUCUGUCAAGGAAGGAGCCGAUCAGGUUGCCAAGAAUGUUCAGGAUGGAGCCAACAAGGCUGGCGAAGUUGUCUCAGAUGCUGCCUCAAAUGUCAAGUCCGGAGCACAGAAUGUCGUGGAAACCGUGAAGGACAAGGCUGGAGACUUGACCGGACAGGCCAAGAGCGCCAGCAAGGAUCUCGGAAGCAAGGCUGAAGACGUCAAGGACAGCGUCAAGGAGGGUACUGACAAAGCUACCAGCAAAGCACAGGAAGCUGGAAAGGAUCUCCAGGGAAAAGCUGAGGAUGCUACGUCGUCUGCCCAGUCGAGCUUUAAGGACGCUUCGAGGCAAGCAGAGGGAUCCGUCAGAGAUGUUUCGAAGUCUGCUCAGUCAGGAUUAGACGACGCUUCGAGCAAGGCCAAGUCCGGUAUCGAUGACGCAUCCAGGAAGACAGAGAAGGCCGCCAACGACCUCAAGAAUUAGAGGGAGAAGCUCAAUCUGUCGACAACGCCGGUGUCCUGAAACAUGUGCAAUAGCCAUAGCCAGAUUCUGUAUAAUGUGUAGAGAAUUUCCUGAUAGAGAGUCAGUCGAUGUAGACUAUUCGUCCGUAAUGCGACGUUUUGUACAUUCUAUGAUGCAAUCAAUCAUGAAGA
This is a messenger RNA of Marchantia polymorpha subsp. ruderalis, 972 nucleotides long. The record is from the annotation of a GenBank genome assembly. NCBI's taxonomy places the organism in Eukaryota, Viridiplantae, Streptophyta, Marchantiopsida, Marchantiales, Marchantiaceae.